AAGAGCAGGCGGAGGGGCGACGACGAGCAGCGGAGCAGAGCUGGAGCUGGAGGAACGCCUCCAAACAGCGUCUCCUCUUAUUAUUCACCUCUUCUCCGCCGCACACAACCAGACCCAACGACCAGUCCGCGUAUUUAGCGAGAGCGCGGCUCUUCUCGCGACCUAUUUGCUCGGAGAUAACCAAAGGAGUUGCACUCCGCGCGAGCGCACAAGGCUUUGCAUCGUGGCUCUCUCACGAGCGGCAUGCUCGAGCGACCCGUCGGGCGCGACUGAAGUCCUUCUUUCACCCAAAGAGGAUUCAAUGAAAAUGUCAGUGUGCGUCCAUGAAAACCGGAAAUCCCGAGCCAGCACCGGCUCCAUGAACAUCUACCUUUUCCACAAAUCCUCCUAUGCUGACAGUGUCCUUAUGCACCUCAACUCUCUACGGCAGCAGAGGCUCUUUACAGACGUCCUCCUCCACGCGGGCAGCCGUUCCUUCCCCUGCCACCGCGCCGUGCUGGCCGCCUGCAGCCGCUACUUCGAGGCCAUGUUCAGUGGCGGUCUGAGGGAGAGUCAGGCCAGCGAGGUCGACUUCCGAGACUCGAUCCACCCGGAGGUUUUAGAGCUGCUGCUUGACUACGCAUACUCAUCACGGGUGGUGAUCAAUGAGGAGAAUGCAGAGUCGCUGCUGGAGGCUGGGGACAUGUUGGAGUUUCAGGACAUCCGUGAUGCCUGCGCCGAAUUCCUGGAGAGAAACCUUCAUCCGUCCAACUGUCUUGGCAUGCUGUUGCUGUCUGACGCCCACCAGUGUACGAAGCUGUCAGAGCUCUCCUGGGGCAUGUGUUUAAGCAACUUCCCUGCCAUUUGCAAGACAGAGGACUUUCUCCAAUUGCCCAAAGAUAUGGUAGUGCAGCUUUUGUCACACGAGGAGCUGGAGACAGAAGAUGAGAGACUGGUUUAUGAAGCUGCCCUUAAUUGGAUUAACUAUGACCUAGAAAAGAGGCACUGCUUCCUCCCAGAGCUUCUGAGAACGGUUCGUCUCGCCUUACUGCCUGCCAUCUUUCUAAUGGAAAAUGUUUCAACAGAAGAGCUGAUUAAUGAUCAGGCCAAAAGCAAAGAACUGGUUGAUGAAGCUAUUCGCUGCAAGCUUAAGAUCCUCCAGAAUGAUGGCGUGGUCAACAGCCCGUGUGCUCGACCUAGAAAAACCAGCCAUGCCCUUUUCCUGCUUGGCGGACAGACAUUCAUGUGUGACAAAUUGUACCUGGUAGACCAGAAAGCCAAAGAGAUAAUCCCGAAGGCUGACAUCCCCAGUCCCAGGAAGGAGUUCAGUGCCUGUGCCAUUGGCUGUAAGGUUUACAUCACAGGCGGGAGAGGAUCAGAGAACGGCGUUUCCAAAGACGUAUGGGUCUACGACACUGUGCAUGAGGAAUGGUCCAAAGCAGCACCUAUGCUCAUCGCCAGGUUUGGCCAUGGCUCCGCGGAGCUGAAACACUGCCUAUAUGUUGUUGGGGGACACACCGCGGCAACGGGCUGUCUCCCGGCCUCUCCGUCCGUGUCCCUCAAACAAGUGGAACAGUUUGACCCAGUGGCAAACAAGUGGACCAUGGUGGCACCUCUCAGAGAGGGUGUGAGCAAUGCGGCAGUGGUCAGUGUGAAACUCAAGUUGUUUGCCUUCGGCGGAACCAGCGUCACCCACGACAAACUGCCCAAGGUGCAGUGCUACGAUCCGCAGGAAAACCGAUGGACUGUGCCAGCAUCCUGCCCGCAGCCGUGGCGUUACACCGCUGCUGCCGUGCUGGGGAACCAAAUAUUUGUCAUGGGCGGGGAUACCGAAUUCUCAGCCUGCUCGGCUUACAAGUUCAGCAGCGAGAACUACCAGUGGACUAAAGUGGGGGACGUAACGGCCAAGCGAAUGAGCUGCCAGGCUGUGGCUUCGGGAAACAAACUGUACGUGGUGGGCGGGUACUUUGGUACACAGCGGUGUAAAACUCUGGACUGCUACGACCCCACACUCGAUGCAUGGAACAGCAUCACAACUGUUCCGUACUCACUCAUUCCUACUGCCUUUGUCAGCACCUGGAAACAUCUACCAGCGUGAAUCCUGAACCGUUGACCUGUACCUUCUCCAUUAGAUCUCCCCGGUUUCGCGUCAUCCGCCGGUCUCCUGACCACGAAGAAGCACACAUUCUCUUUCUCCAAAAAGAGACCCCAAGCAGCGAUGUACAGAUGCCCCGCAUUCAUCUUGGUGUUGCAAAAAAUGUAAAAAAGAAGGGAAAAAAAAGAGAGAAGAAGAUAAACAAAAAAGACAAACACGCAGGAGCAGAGAACCCAAGGUGGGCCGUUGUCGAGGAAGGCGGACAUCUUGCUCCGAGACACCGAACUGACCGACGCUUGCUCUGCGAGGCACAGACUCUGACCCUGUGUGCACAUUGUGCUUUCAUGCUGCCAUAGGAGUGCUGCAAACAUAUCAUGAAAAGCUGCAUUCUUCAUAUGUAGUCAUAACAGGCUUGUGACGAUCUGUGAAGUUUUCUCUGACAAAAAAAUUAUAAAUAUAUACACACACACAUAUAUAUAUAUAUAGCAUGACAAAUGCUUUGGUUUGACUGAAAAAGAACAAAAUCAAUAGAUUUUGACUGAAUAUCUGACUCAUACAAGGAAAAAUGAAGGAGCAAAUCUUCCCCGUUUUUGAUUUUUUUUGUUGUUUGUUUUCGAACUGUUAACAGCUUCUAAUUUAUGCUUCAGACCCAGAAUAAAAAAGAACAUUUGAACAUUUCUCUUACAAAAACUUUCCUGUCGCUGCCACUCAUGAGGCGGAUCGAUGGGAUUUGCGUGUGCCUGGAGGUCGCCCGUGUUUGGAUUCUGCAGCUCAGCGGCGGCGCCGUAAAACAUCGUUUUCUCCCGCCGGGACCGCCGGCUCGCUUGCCGAUUCACCGCCGAAGCCCUUUUUCGAGCAUGUUCUCUCACAGUGGUUCAGUGAAAACUGGCAUGUACUCUUCACAAAGUCUUGUCACCUUAACACAAAAAGCUGAAUUUAUUAUCCUUUUUCGAAAAAAAAAUCUGUUUCUUCUUGAACUUGCUGCAGUGUAGUCUUAAUUUAUAUGGUACUGGUAACUGUGUCAUGUUAAUAUGUUUAAUCCUACUUAUUUCUGUUCUGCCUGCAUUCAGAUGUGAAUGUACGUUUGGGUUAUGUCGUGCAUGGCCAAGUGUUGUGUUUGAUUUGGUCUCAGUGAGCUGCCUUUUGCACACUUCAGUCUUUGCCAGGAGAAACUUGCUUUUUUCAAGACGUAACUUCGCUGUUCACUUCUUUUCAAGUGGCUUAAAAAGAAAGAGACUUAAAUCAUAGAAAGAGUUUCUUACCGUAAUAUGGGGCAUUCACUAGGGAAUAUGCUGGAAACUGGGAUCAACUUCCAACAUGAGAAGGUUUUGCUCAGAAAACCGCAAAAACAAAAAAUAAAAUCAAAAUUUUUUUCCCUCUCUUUGUUUUAAAGGCCCUUUAAUAAAAUGCCAGCGUAUCAUACACACCACCUGCAGAGCACGGUGAAGGUCAGCUUGGCUCGAAAAGGCUAAUACCCACCUCCACCUACCUGCAAAAAACAAAGACAAAUUUGGCAGUUUUGAAUUUUUGUCCCUCGUCUGUCAAAAUGUUGAAAUUAUCGCUUGAAAGACGCAAUUGGCGUCUCUGCUAAGCAGCGGUCUGCAGGCUAGCCUCCUGCCCUUCAGUUGCAGGGAAAACAGUGAUUUUUAUGUGUUUAACGUACACUUUCCAACGAGUCCACGAGAAUCUGCAUAUCAGUAAAUUAAAAUUAUAGACAACACUCUUAUUCUUUAAUCAUGUUGUUUAGCAGCACUUGCUAACGUUGCUAUUCCUUUAUAUAUCAAAGCAACUAGAUAAUCUGACACCUUUUUUUUUUUUUGAAAUUGUGGGUAGAAGCUCGCACCAGCACAAAUCUAGACCAAUACAAGGCGAAGUUGAAAAAAAAACAAAAAACAAAAACCCAACCUUCAUAUUCUUGCUAAUAAUUAAAGCCCAAAAGAAAAGAUCGGAUGGCACGAUGACAGAUUGACCUCGACAUGGUUAAGAAUUUGGCAGUGUUUGCAGCUGUCCCGAGGACAGCAGAGGCUGUGUGACACGUGCCAACUUGGCUCCCUGAGCGUGAACCCGCGGUCCCGUUGGCUGUCCCGUUUGCCUCCGAAUGCUGUGUAACGUUAAGGGCAGACACCACAGUGCUUUCCACUAUUAAAAAAAACAACAAACAUUCAGUGAAGCAAGUUUCUGCAAACCAAAAAA
This is a messenger RNA of Xiphophorus hellerii (green swordtail), 4267 nucleotides long. RefSeq names its product ectodermal-neural cortex 1 (gene enc1). Gene Ontology annotation, cellular component: Cul3-RING ubiquitin ligase complex; cytoplasm. The coding region runs from base 302 to 2077 and encodes 591 amino acids. Gene Ontology annotation, molecular function: protein binding. The transcript is spliced from 3 exons. Gene Ontology annotation, biological process: ubiquitin-dependent protein catabolic process. NCBI's taxonomy places the organism in Eukaryota, Metazoa, Chordata, Actinopteri, Cyprinodontiformes, Poeciliidae. The record is from RefSeq and is a predicted model, not a curated record.